GUCAUACGACCUAUGACAUACUCGCGAUAUCCAGCGAGAGAUCAUGCGUUCCGCGUGCACGUAGUUUUGACGCGCUUUUGUUCGCCGAUCAUCGGUCGAUUAUUUGACGGGAGAGCAGAUUCUCACGGUGCUUCCUUUCCCAAAAACCUGAGGCAUAUAUCACAGAGGGACGGCGAUUUACGUCGUGAUUACGUGCGAAGGGGCCAAAGCUCGCUCUGCUGCGCCUUCGACGGAAAAAAAUUUAAAGGAUGAGCAGAACAAGAGAACAGGCAGGCCCAUCCAAGCCAUCUGGCUCGGCGGGUUCUGCUGAGGAGAAAGAGAAAGAUGACAGGAUGUUUGAAUGCAAUAUUUGUCUGGAUACAGCAAAGGAUGCUGUAGUUAGUAUGUGUGGUCAUUUGUUUUGUUGGCCAUGCUUACAUCAGUGGUUAGAGACCAGACCCACUAGGCAAGUCUGCCCAGUCUGUAAAGCUGCCAUAAGCAAAGAAAAAGUCAUUCCACUGUACGGGCGUGGUGCUACAAAACACGAGGAUCCAAGGAAUAACGUACCACCACGACCAGCUGGUCAAAGAUCAGAACCAGAAUCUAACGUUGGGUUUCCGGGCUUCGGUUUCGGCGAUGGUUCCUACAUGUCAUUCGGCAUAGGCACUUUUCCAUUUACUUUCUUCACAUCGACUUUUAGUAUCGGAGAAACGAGACCAACCGCAGCUCCCAGAGGCACGCCACAGUUCGAGGAAGAGCAGUUCUUGUCUAAGGUAUUUUUGUGGUUGGCGGUUGUAUUCAUCUGCUGGCUGUUGAUGGCAUAACAGUUCUUUUAUUCUAAAGCCAGACACAUAUGUACAUCUCUCCACCACAACUUGUAAUACUUUUCGAUCCUACUUGUAAACGUUUUUUUGUUGUUGUUCCAUGAUUGUGCAACAAUCUCUGUAUUGGUCUCUUGUCUGGUUUCUUGCAAAAAUUAUCUUUACAAGGAAAAUACACGUCUCGUUAGUCGCGUGCGUGUUCCCGAAGGUGUACAAAUGAAAAUAAUUGUUUCUUCCUAUUUUUGCUUCUUGAAAAACGGGUGAAUUUCUCGUGAAAACGAUUUUACACA
Molecule: messenger RNA, 1090 nt
Organism: Pseudomyrmex gracilis
Lineage: Eukaryota; Metazoa; Arthropoda; Insecta; Hymenoptera; Formicidae
Product: E3 ubiquitin-protein ligase RNF185-like
Exons: 5
Coding region: 249-803 (184 amino acids)
Biological process (GO): ubiquitin-dependent protein catabolic process
Cellular component (GO): endoplasmic reticulum
Molecular function (GO): ubiquitin protein ligase activity; metal ion binding; ubiquitin-like protein conjugating enzyme binding
Source: RefSeq, a predicted model, not a curated record